Molecule: messenger RNA, 18111 nt
Organism: Arvicola amphibius (Eurasian water vole)
Lineage: Eukaryota; Metazoa; Chordata; Mammalia; Rodentia; Cricetidae
Gene: Lrtm3
Product: coiled-coil domain containing 168
Exons: 5
Coding region: 1-18111 (6036 amino acids)
Source: RefSeq, a predicted model, not a curated record
AUGUCAAAAAUAUAUCAUUUCUUCAAAAACAUAGCGAAGCCUAUCUUAGAUGAGAAUACAUUUUGCAAAAUAUGGGACUUUCUAAACGACUGUAUUUUUAACAAUGUUUGGAUAGUAACCCUGAUUAUAAUUUUUCUGGGAGUUACUUUUGAGAUAGUCCUCAUAAGAACUUUUGAAUUUUUUAAGAAGAAGCUUGAGCUAUGGGAAAAUGGUAGUUCGUGUUCUCAGAAGCAGAAUGAAGAUAUUUUCCCCAAAGAAAUGGCAUAUGCUAUAGAGAGCUGGUCGAUUUCCCACACAUCUUCCAUGGAAAGAGUUGAAACCUUUUCAAGAAGCAUACCAAGCAGUCCUCCCUCUGAGGAGAUUAGAUAUAACACCAUAGAAAUGACCAUUUCGUCCGAUGAAUGGGAACAUCACAGAAGCCAUUUUUGUGAAAGUCGCGCAUCUUCAGGUGGGACCAAUACCCCUUUGCCAAUGUUUCACCCGAAAGUAAAGAACAUUUUCGCGAAUUCCUUUCACAGAAAAGAUCCACCAGGUGAAUAUCAAACAGUACCAUUUUCCUCCAAUAAUUUAUGUCCAACAAUGAAAACCAACGGCACAAAAACUUCCCUUCCUGAUGCUCUUAAUUUGCAACGUGCCUUUAAAUUUACAAGAGCUAAGGAUCUCCACAUGGCACCAUCCCCUCCUGUUCAUUUCUUUCUUCCUAGUGAUCAAAUUAGACGCGUGGAAGAAAAUAUAAGGAGGAAAAUCUCUGUGAACGCCAAAGCUAGAUCAUGGAGGGAAGCUGAAUGUCUGUACCCCAGAGCUCAAGAGCCAUCGAUUCAUUCUCAUUAUUCGCAUAAGGAAGGGGUUAUUCCCGGUGAAGCACGAACUACUUUCCCACACCAAAGUGCUAUGCAGCAUCAAUUGAUUCGUGAAGCACAGUGUGCUAGCCAAACCCAACCAUUCAUUCAUGACCAGGAUUCAGCCAGCAGCCAGCCUGGUUCCUCUGAACCUGCAUAUUUUCUGAGACCGCCAUUUUCUACCGGUACACAAAACUCCUUCCGGGCUCAAGAAACAGCCCAUGAAAAUAAGGACCACCCUUUCAAUCACACCCUAUGUAUUGCUGAAACAGAAUAUUCAACCAAGGACAUAGAGUCUGCUGAACAUUUCAGCAAGACUCAAAAUUCUGUUUAUUUUAAUGUCCAAAACAAGAGUAACAAUUUAGUUAAAGGGCAAAAUAGGGUUUUCCAGAAUGCUGAAUUUUUGUCUUUAAAUUCAAAUUUAUUGGCUGAAGCUAUGGCACAACACAAGGUCGCACCAGGCCAACAACCAUUGGCUUCAUUGGAAUCAAACCAGUAUGAUGCAUAUGGUUCAGUGCCUCUCUCACCUACCCUCAAAAGGCAGAGAAAUGGGAGAAAGACACCAGGCAACAAAAGAAAACUCAGUCUUAGAGUUCUGCCUCCCAAAGCAAAGCAAACCUAUCCUUCACGGGUGUUUCCAGUCGCAGUGUGUCGUACUCCAGAAAACAAGAUAAAGCUACGGCGCAAGAAGAAAAGGGCACAUCAAAGGGAAAUAAUGUCGGCUAUAGCUUUCCAUCUCAUGUCUGUCUGGAAGCUUACCACUCCGCAUGAUAAAAAGUAUUUCUCAAAAUGUCUAGUGGCCAUUAUUCCAGACCACAUAAAAUGUGAACAUUUUCCGCAGAAGUCACUAGAUACAGAAAAAAUCAAUUAUACAAAUUCUAAUGAUACAGUAAGGUUGGGCACUAUUGAAAACACAGAACACUCUUUCAUGGUCAACACUCCUGAACUGGCAGCUCCUUGUUUAUUUGACCUGAACAUUCCAAAGCGUGAGGGGCUUUCAGGAGUGAUAUCAGAAUCUGCACAGAAAGAUGCUUCAUUUCCCCAAAGAGAAUCAAACGGAGAAACGAAAGUACAGAAGGACAUCCAAAAUACAGAGAAUGGAGAGAAAUCAGCAGUCGGUACAGCAGACAUACAAAAGUGCUUUUCAAAAGGUAGUGUACAGAAUGCCAAAAAUUCAGGGGAAAUCAUUCUGAACUUCCCAGGUAUCAAUUUACUUAUUUCACUGGGAUCCCAAAAGCAUGAGGAAAAUGAAUUCAAAGAUAUAAAUGUCCAAGUGAUUACGGGAAGCAUAGAUCUGAAGGAAGAAAAACCAUUAAGGGCUAAUAUUAAAGACUAUGGUAACCCAAGUGAGAGUGAGAAGCCAGAAUGUGACACCAGAAGCAAUAGAACAAAGAGACAUCAGGAUGAAAGGAUGUCAGAUACCUAUCAUAAAACCACGCAGGCUACUGUUUCUCAACCCUUUGAUAUGGAAAUGUGUAACAAAUUAAAAGCCAACGCAGGCACAGUGACAAUAAACUGUAGUCAUGCUGCACUAAAGCAAGAGGAACUACUAGAUGGAAAGAAAAUCCAGGAAGUAACGCAUAUUGACAAGAGCUCCAGACUUAGAAAACCCCAAGAGUGGGACCGUGAGGCAGAGGAAAAAAGAGAAACAGUUGGGCCGCUGGCAGAAACCUUCAGAGUUAGCAUAUGUCUGAAGCAAAAAGACAAAUGUGUCCAGGUUGAAGCGGGACCGAUCCAAUCAGGAAAAAGAAUUCAAAGUCCAAAGAAAGAAGCAGAGUCUCAGACAAUUUCUACAGAGACAGUGUGGGAGACCGGCCCAUGUCCCUUGACAAAUCCACUACAAGCUGAGCAAGUAAAGCAAAGGACAGACAAACCUCCAGACAGAGACAAGGCUGCAAGUCCCGUGCACCCAGCUUUAAUGCCAGAAAACUCACCUGCGGCUGAGGGUUUAAUUGAAACUACCGGACACGAGGCCCCAUUCUGCGGAAAGCCCACACAAACACCAGAUGGUCAAAUUACAGAAGACAAAGAAGACUUGAAAAAGGACUUAUGUGCAGUUGCCACAGGACCGUUCAAAGUCCGAAAAAAAUCAUCAGAGCCAAAAAACGUUCUCGGUGUCAAGCACAAGAUGAUUAAUGUGAAAAAACCUGCAUUUUCCUCGAGGCCUCCUGUCACUGCACGUGACACUCUGAACCAUAAGAGAAAACUGAGAGACAGCUUUGAAAGAUUCAUUAAACAAACACUGCAUGAUGUAACAUUGGCACCUGUGCUUCUGAAUGUUCACCCUCAGGGGUCUAGUAUUCCCAGUAAUAAGACAAAUAUCAAGACAACACCCCAAAAAACACAAGUUGAAGAGAAAGAAAAGAAUUUGGAUUCCCUUAAUAAAGAAAGCAAAACUGCAGACACUCUAGAGGUUCAGUUGUGCCAGGGUGUGAAAUUGGUGGAGCAAGGCCUGCUGGAGACAAUGGCUCAUGUUAAGAGGAAGCGCACACAUGAUGCACAUCCCGUGAAGGAGAUUAAGACGGAGAAGGAAUUGUUUCGAGGAGUAUCUUCCUCUGAAGCAACUGGGGAAUCAGUUGACUCACUGAGAAUGGACUCAUUUUGUGCUGCAAAUACAAACACUAGCACAUCUAUACAGGCAGAGCUCCAGUAUAGUGCAGAAUCAGAGUUGGGUCCUCCAGCAUCGGGAGAAUUACUGACGGGAGACCCUCUGAUCCAAUCAAGAGAAAGGAAUGUUCCAAGUAGUAAAAAUGAUACAAGGGAAAUCAGUUGUGGUUUUACCCAAAAAGCUUUCUCGUGCAUGUCUGUGUUGACUCAUUCUAAAAAGAAGAAAAACCCAACAAGAUUCACAAAUGAGAGCACCGUGAGGCUCAAGUAUAUGAAUAAGGUGAAACCACCAGCCUCCAAAACACUCAGUACCACCGGCAAUAAAAAGAAUCUAAAAUUGGACCUUAAGACCAAAUUAAAAAGGAUAAACCACGCUAAAUCAUUUUUACUCGAAAGCCAAAACACUCCUUGCUUAUUCAUCGAUAGAAGAUUGCAAGGAGGGUUCUGUCAUGCUCAGCUAAAGCAAGGAGAACUAGCAAGCAAAAUUAGUGUUGAGAGUGUUGCUGAGAGUAGAACAUUCUACAACAGAGAGAAAAAACGUCAAGAGAAACAAGAACCUUUUGUACAGGCAGCUCCGCAGCGUGACCAACACCAGUGGGCUGCUCCCGAUCAAAGGAAGGACACUCUUCCAGAUGAGCCAGACCCGUCGCCGAUCUCUUUAAGUCAAGAGCAACCUGUUAACCGUCAGGGUGUAAAGUGCCAAAGAGAUUCCCUGCAAAGUGCUCCGGAGGACAGCCUCCAAACGGCUCCCGUCCUAGCUGAAGGAUUUCAGAAAACUACCAAAACAGAAAAUGUUGGAAACGUCCCUGUGGUUCCUAAAAAUUUCUCUCUUGAAGCAGGGAAUUCUUCACCUGGUGAAUUUACAGACAUAGCAGACAAUGAUUUAGAAUCUGAUGAAAAGUCUGAACACGAAUUAGAUUUGUAUCCUGUGGGGAAAGAGUCAGAGUCAUCCAGAAGUCUGCAGGUGACGUGCCUACAGUCUUCUGAUUCUGUUACUAGAUCCUUUGCUUCUAGACGUAAAGAGAAGAAACACGCACUUAGAAGAUCAAAGAAGCAGAUAACAGUGAGUCGUCAAUACAGAACCACGAGGGAAAUAAAGACAUUAGAUUCACAGACAGUUAACUUCAGAUACAGCAACAAACUAAACCACGUGGAGAUGACCGAUCCGCAGCAGAGGGGUAGCAUAACAGGUGCCUGCUUGGAAAUCAUUCACACCUUUAAGGUAUACAUUUUGUCCAACAAAAAAAGGAGAAAGUCAAAAUCACGGGCAGGUAAACAGAAAAUAAGACGACUUGGUUGUAUGCAGCAAAUGCGAGAGGAAUCCCCAGAUGGAGGAAACGCACAGUGUCUGGCUUCUAUUGAUUUAAGCAAUUCCUCUAGCAUGAAGAACGAUGAAAAGAAAGGGGAAGAGGAACCAGAAUGUUUCCUGAUCACACAGAAGAGCCCUCCCCUUAUACUUGAUGUGCAUCAAGAAAAAGACCAUGACCUUGUUAAAUCAGAUACCCAACUGAACCAAGUGGGAAGGACAAUUACUCAGGUACAACCACAGACACCUACAGAAGUUACUUCCUGUUCUACCCUAUGCCCCAUCCCAGUUGAAUUUCAAUUAGAAAAACUAGAGGACAGUGCAUUAUCGGAAAGAGACAGGGAUCUGUCCGGUGACAGACAACACACGCGGCAGGCUGCAGACAGUGAGGCGGCACAGGGGCCACCUGCCUCACACACGAGUCCAAAGCAGGGUGGGGAAAAGAAAUGCGACACAGCCAAAAUGAACAGCAGGCAUCAAGAGGAAAAACUUGCAGCCGAAACAUCCUCUUUGACAAAUGUCGCACUGGAUAGUAAUACAAGCAGCAAGACAGACUCAGAAAAAGGCACACCAAGUGAAAAGACGCCCUGUUCGAUACAAUGGAAUCCAGAGAUACUGCUUCCUAAAGGAAAGGUUCCUUUAGAUGACAUCAAAAAAAUUGAUCUGCAAGAUAAAGAAGAAAAGGAAAAUGAUGAUGACACAUUAUUAAAGCCAUUCUCACAGGAGAGUCGACAUUUUGUCUCUUGUCCACAUCAAAGCAGGGAUCCCAACUCUCAGAAAUUAAGAGAACAAAGAGAGCAGAACAUUCGGUUCAUUGGAGAACAGGGCAUUCCACAGCAAAGUCAGUCAGCAGAUCUAACACGAAGAGAGUGUGCUGUGUGUACUUCAAGUCCAAAGGUUCCUCCCAUGCAACCAGAGGAAUCCCAAAUAGAUGAAGUUAGCACUGAUAGAACAAAAUAUGACAUCCCUGCUGAUGAAACUCAUGCUCAGAAACUGUACAGUUGGGAUAGAUUGGAAAGAGAAGGGCUUAAAAAUGAUCUACAAGCAACCAUCACAGAGUCUUUAAAUCUCUUACCCCCUGAGGAGCUAAGAUACAAAAGGAAAAGCAAGGUAUCUACAUGCAAAGCCUUACAAGGUAAAAUGUGUUCAACUGGUGUAACUAUGAAAAGAAGGAAAGCAUUUGUUUCAAAGACAUUGAAUAUUCCACAGUGUGGUCAUAGAAACAAUCUUCUUCCAAAAACCUUGAAAUCACUGAUUUCUGAAUUACUAAUACAGUCUGCUAUCUUGCCUGAUACUCUUCAUAUAAUAAUAUCAAAAAAUUCAACAGCAGAGAAAAAUAAAAGAUCAUUAACCCAGGAACUGGCAGAAACAAUGCUAGGGUCUUUGAGCUUCUCCACACUUACAUCAAAAGAGAGAGAGAAUUUAGAAAUCUUGGACAAGGGAAAUGAAAUAAUUAACAGCUCUCUAACUGUCAAAACCAGGAAGGAAGCAAUCUCCCAGACACUUAUUGCUGCAGGAUGUGGAACUCCAAAGCAAGGUAAACCCAUGGAAGGUUCAUCCGUAAAUGUCAUCUCUCCUACGCCUGUGUCUUUUGAUCUUAACACAUGUGAUGGAAUAAAAGAUAGGGAUUUGAAGAGCACAAUGAGACUUAGUUGUGAGCUUCUUGACCAGUCAGUACAUAAAGAAAAAGCUUGGUGUACACACUACAUGGACAAGGAUACUACCUCAAAUGGCACUGAAGAUGUCCAAGGUCAAGAAGGUGAAGAGGACCCACUGACUUCCCAGCACGUCAGUUUCAGUGCUCAGAAUAUGACAGAGCCUAAUUCUACGCAAUCUGGAUUACAACAGAUUAAUUCAGCAACUUAUCCAGAGCUAGAGAGACCCCUAUACAAUGGGCAAGCACAGCCAGUCAAUGUGAGUACCCCGCAAAGCAACACGGUGAGUGUAUUGUCUCCACUUCUAAAUACAGAGGGAUCUGAGAUUGGCUCCAUACCCUGUGAUACUACCUGUGAUGAAGGGCCCAGGAGAAAAUGUGACUACGCUAUUUCUGAACAGAAAGCAUGGGCUGAAAAGGACUUAACAUCUUUGGAGCCUUUACAGGAGCCUAGCCCUGUGUCAUCUGAAUCCAAAUGCGAAGGCGGCACAUUAGAGUUGUCAGGCAAAAAAUAUAUAAGUCCCAAGGCAAGGCAAGCUUCAAAGCUGCUUCAUAUUGCAAGGCCUUAUAAAAGAGUCCAUAGAAAGAAUAGGCACCAUAAGGGGAAACACCCAUUGAAAAGGGAUAAAUGUGUGGAGGAGGCACUGCUUUAUGCUGUUGAAGAUGCGGAGAGUUGUCCACUCAAACGCCCAACUGAUGAACUUUCACUUGAUACAGCAGCAAGAGCUGCUUUUUCUAGUAGAAUACCUCAAAGAUCUAACGCAGAGGAAAAAGCAAGCUUAUCCACAAAUUUCUUGAGACCUUUCUAUUUUUCCAUACCUGUUUUAUCUGACUUUAAAAGCCAGGUGGACACAGUAAAAUUAUCAGAAAACGAAAUUAUGUUGAAUAGGAAAUUUUCAACCACGAAGAAAAAGAAGAUAUCGGUUUCGAAGAUAAUUAAAAUGGAUGGACACGUUAUCACAAACCAUAAGAAAUUUAAAUUAAGAGCAAAAAUGAAAGCAAUAUGGCUCAGUGAAAGUACAACCGGUGUGUUUCAAAACAUCAUCCACUUUCUAUUAACUAACUCUAAUGUGGGAAAUCCAACCAAAACAGAGAUAGGUUUGGGAGUAUCAAAGUCUACCCAUGCACGGCCAACACAUGGGGCAUCACUGGCUGAAGGCAUAGCAGAGUGUGAGGAUUCUGUUGACAAAGUUGGUUCCAACUUUUUAAAGGACGCUAGAGUGCAUGCUGGGCAAUGCUGGGGAGAGAAGCAAGAAGUGCUAACAGAACCUGACCCAUUUUAUAGGGAAAACCUAACAGCAGGUGCACAUCUCAUGAAGAAACCCGGUCUUGAGGAGUCAAAGGGAAUACUUUGCAGAGAGUAUUUGCCACAAACAAGUCAAACUUACGAGGCCAGCCCAGAAAUUAAUGUAAAAGUAGAGAUCAAAAGCAUGCAAGUAAGCCUCAAAGAAGCACACUCAGGUACGGAGAAACCUCACAAUUGUCCAGAAGUCAGUGAAUCAACCAAACAUGGAGUAAAGAACACUGGCCAGUCUUCUUUAAAAGAAAAGUCUUCAUUUUAUUUGACAGGCAUUGUCACUUCUAUUGCCAGGCAUUUAAUUGCUUCCAAAGACCUUAAAAGGCAUAUGGGUAGCAUGAGAGCACCCAACCUGUCAGUGUAUAAAGGUAUACCCUCACAGAUGCAGUCAAUGGAGUCACAGUCAUCACAUGGAUACCAUGCUGCUGUCAACAUAAAGAAGACUCGGGAUUCUAGAACCUUAGAGAUAAAAGUAGAUAAUGGUGAGGUAAAUACAGAUAUGAAAUCCAUCUACACAUGUAUGCCAAUUCAACAAACAAACAUGGAGUCAUCACAGAACAUAUGGGAUAUGUCUGAGAAAUCUUCAAAAGGAAAUGGCCUGGACAAAGCGCAAAUGAAGAGGAAAGAAGAGUUUGCACAGCUGCCACAUGGAGCAGAUCAAAAGAGACAACCUGGUCCUUUCAAGUCGGACGUGCAUUCCGCUAACACGGUGCACUGCAAGGAUAUGCUUCAGAAAACAGCUAUUUAUUUAAUAGAUCAAGAAGGAAAUGCAAAAGUCGGAGAAGAGUUUAACCAAGAGGUUGUUCUUUCCUCUAAUACACAUACUCUUCAAAUUGAAAAGCAGAACAGUGAAUUUAAAACAGAUUGGAAAACAAAGUCCAAGUCUUUGGCCCUGCCAAGAAAACAGGAAAAGCCUAAUGUCUUAGGACCUACAUGGAGUUCUUAUGCCAGGGACACUACCUAUCCUGAAACCAUAAGACAGAUAGAUGAGGCAAAAAUACCAAAUGUGAACAUUACUGUGUGUGCCAAACAAACAAAGCUGAAGGCGAAGAAAAUAUCGGUUCGUCUACUUCUUCGACAUGGGGACAGUAGCACUAAAAAAGAACUGGGACUUAGCCUGCAGCACCAGCACCAGAAUGCAUUAGAGCGGAGGAGAAAUAUACAAAACCUGGUUCUAAAAGCUAGUUUGAGCUUGGGAUGCAUUAUAUCCCGAGUUACAAAGCUUACCAGUGUAAAACUGGAGAAAGGCAAGUUGGGAGGAAGAAAAAACAUUCUUCCACAGAAAAUGAUGGAGAAACCAUCCAACCAAAGGCAAAAGCCAGGGUCAGGAUGUGUUGAUGUACCUAGGAAACUAGAAGAAAAUAUGAAAGAGGCGCAUGAUGACCGCACUUUCAAGGACAUUCACCGACAAGUUAAACAAUUUUGGGUUAAGUCAGAAGAAACUAAAGAGCAUCACUCUUGCAAAUUAGACAAUUUACAAAGAAAGACAAACUCUGAGUUAACUUCCCAGAAAGACGAAACUGAUAACAUUGGGCUAGCUACCUCCAGAAGCAGAGAAGGAACAAAAGUCUACAUUGGCCCACAAGACAGCCUACAACAGGACUAUCCACUGAAGCAAGGGGUGAUUCUUCAGACGAUGAAGGAAUUUCCUCAUUUUGGAAUGACAAACAAAUUCAUGAAUAAACAAGACAUCAAAACAUCAAGUCCACAGAUGAUAGGAGAAAUGGAAGUAAUGGAAAACCCAUUCGAUCCAAAGGAAUCAUUGCUUAUUCCGAGGCUUAUGGUACAGCAACAAAAUAUGUUCACAGACCCUCUUCCAGGAUCCAUUCCCUCUCAGGUACCAUGCCAACCUCAUACUGAAAAGCCAAAGGAAAACAUGAAAAUAAGUGACAAACUAUUAAAGAAUUCGACUCCGCAACUGAAGAAAAUCUCAAAUGCAGAAUAUAUUUCAGAUAUGGAUCACGUUCCAAGAAGUAUUGAAAAACUAUUCUUGCUUAUUAAAGAACAGGGAAAGAGGAGCAAAAGAAGUAGAGGGGGUAAAAAUUUUGAAACGGCAGAAGACAUAAAAGUAACAAUGAAGAAUCCCACUCCGUCUCCAAAUAAUCCACCACCCAGGACACAGUUUAUCAACACAAUGAACAGUGGUGUGCUCGGGCAAAGAGAUGGGACAGAACCAAACGGCAGUGUGGCCACAUUGUGGAUUCAGCAAAGGUUGUGUGUACAAGGGACAAGCCUAGACUAUGUUUACACGCAGGAGCUGACGUCUAAAGUUAUACGUCACAACAAAAGAAGAGCAGCUUUCACGGAAGGCGCCCUGAAUCACAAAACGAUAAAAAUGAAGCCGAGGAAGACAGCCUCUAGCAGCUUGCUCAGCGUUACCAGACACGGAGCCCACGGCUACAGAAAGGAGCUAAGACCCAGCAUUAAGCCACAGAAGGAGCUCCCCCAGGGGAAAACUGUGGCAGACUUACUGUGGAAGGAUUUUUGUGCUUCUGGCUACCCUGUGUCUCAAAUUAAAAAGCUUAGAGAAGUAAAAGAGGGGAAAGGCAAACCCCAAAGGCCAUUGAACAGAACUAAUAUGUUAUCUAUGCAGCCCAUUGAUAACAAUUCAACAUUGAGCACCAUCAGAAAAUCAGUACAAUAUACUAUGAAGCAAAAAGAACACCAAGUGCUUUUACUAGAUAUUACCCCACGGAAUAAAGAUCAGUUCAUGCCUGGCCAACAAGUGGAGGAGCCUAGACAUAUCAACUUGGGUGUCCAUUUAGAAAAAGAAGCAUACCGUAUAGUGUUUCCAGAGACUGCAGAAACUGAUUCCAGUAGGCUUAAAGCUCAAAGGCCCAGAGCAGAUACAGAAUGUGAAUUCUUGACUGCACAAAGAGUAGAGCAAGGAGUUAGGAAAGACUCCACCAGACACGCACUUUCAGUUCCACCCAGAAGAGGAAGACCCGAGAAGAGGAAUAUUUCAAGUUCCAAAGAACAUGAUGUAUUUCUCAUGGAACUGGAUACUUUCCAGAAAGAGACAUGCAAGGUCCAAGAAUUGUUUAAACAAGGAGAGUCUUCGCUGGCAGGCUUGGAGAAUGUCGCCUGCCCCUUUAGGGAGCCCUUUCACUUGGAAAGCGCAAAGGUAGCUAAGGAAGUGGGUACAGAUCAUAACGUAAACAGUAUUUCCCGUCUACUUGGACUAAGAGAAACUGACCCAGAACUAGGUUCCCAAGCACAGGCGUUUCUCUGCACAGAUCUACAGAAUCUACACAAAACAGGCACAGCUCUGCAAGGCCAUGCAAAGUCGGGUCACAGGCCUCGAAUCCUUCUGAAUUCUGCACCUUGCCACAAGAGGGCUCCUCGUCACUCAAAACCAAGCUCAAGUACAACAAGGAAAGACAGUGGUGCCAGUGCCACAGGUGCCAAAAUCAAUCUCAAGGGCAAAGGAAAAGCCGAAUCAACUACCAUCCCACUAAAAUUAAACAGACAGAAAGUGGAGAUUUCAAAAAGAAUCAGGGCAAAACAACUGAUUAUUUUUGCCCAGAACAAAGAACAGAUUAUGGAAUUUUUUUUAUCUUGUGUAUUAUACAAACUUCAGACUGAAAAUGCACAGAAAAAAAUCUCAGCAAAAGCAGCACUAGAUUCAAAGAUGUUAAACCCGGCGCUAGAAAAAGCAGCAAGUGAAGUUAAGAUUCUAGGUCACUCUCCAAGUUCAGAAGGAGUUAACCUGCAUGCUAAGGGUGGAGUCGAGCAUCCAGAGGAUGCGUGCGAGCCUAUUCCGGCAUCUGGCACUCACAGCUUGAUGGAUACACAUCAAAUUACAUCACCUCAGGUAGAGAAAGAAUUAAAAACAGUAGACAAUCUGGACUAUCACACUUUAAAUACAGAAAAGGAAGAACAUAAUGACAGGACAAAGGAACAAAACCAUUACCACCUAUCAUUUUCCCUCAAGAAUUUGGAAAAACAUCUAUCAUGUUCCUAUGUCCAGCCACAUUUAGGACCUCACACAAAGGAAGCAAUGUUAAAAGUAGGCAAUGUGUCAAGCAAGGUAAAGGGAUCAGAUUUGUCACCUAAAGCUCAACGAAGUACCGGGUGUGAAUGUAGACCAAAGUGGAUUUUGCCCUCAGUUAUUCUAGAGAAAACAAAAGAACAAGAUCCACAGCUGCCUUUGGAGUCAGGCAGUAAAACUAUAAAAUGUCCAAGCCUUUUGUCAUCAAAAAAAUUAUCUGAUGGGGUACAGAUAAGUAAGUUGGUGUCAAAUGAUAGCUCAGCCAUGCCAACAGUCAGCAAAACGGAACUGUUACUUAGAGCAAGUCGAAAGAAGCAAGAGGUGUGUCUGUCUAAGCUGUUCUUACACUGCUUUUCACUAUGCUUGAAGUUUUUGCAUGAAAAAUGGAAGGGUAACAUAGAACCCAGAGUUAUGAAUGACACGAUACGCCCUGGAAGAAAAACCCUAAACUCGAAGAAAUUAGUACGUCCACAUAUUAGUCCCAAUGAUUCUACCCCAGGCAAUCACACAGAGCUGCACUGUUGCAAGAAAGAGAAAAUGAUAUGGCUAAAACACAAAAAGGAUAAACCAGGUUCCGUUGUAAUAAAAGCACGGGAUUCCAUCCCUUUACCUCACUUAAAACUGAAUAAAGAGAAAAGCGAUGUGCUUAUCUCAAGUGGUAUAAGACAAGAAAAACAUAAAUCACAGGAAGAGAAGAAUGGCAUAAAAGGAACGGACGUGAAGGGAAUAAUGGUCUCUAACAUUACCUUCAAGACAGAGGAAUUAUCACUGUCUUAUCCUUUCAGUGGAAAGAAGUUAACUUUACGGUUUGACAGUAGAGAACAACAGGGGAAGGUACGAGAAGGGUUGAGUAAAUCAGAGAGAAAACUGAAGAACUCUUGUAUUUCAUUACCACCUCUGUUGCAUCCUAAUUUGAAGUCAAGAAUCAAAGUUGAAAAAGAUAAGUCAGAACAACUAAAGAGCUGCCUUCCACCUCUAAAGCCCUUGCCAUCACUGAACAGCAGAAAAGUGCCAUUUUCAAAGGCAUUUAGUAGAGAUAAGUUAUGCAAGUUAAUAGAAUUAAAGUAUGCUCCACAGAGGAAAGAAUAUGGAAAUAAUAUCGUACAUUUGAAAGAUAGACUAGGCCUCAUAGUUAUUGCUCAAAAGGGAAAGACAUCACCUUUUAAAUAUUUACCACAUGGAAAGGCAAAAUGGUGGGACAAUAAAAAGGAACCAACACAGGAAGAAGAAAAAAAUACAGUCAGAAAAGAUGUGAGAGACAAAAAGAUCCCCAAAUUAAUGGAUCAAAAUGUAAAGAAAUUAGCACGAUCACAUGCGCUCAGUAUCAAGGAGUUACAGAGAGAAACCCAGGAAGAAAAACUUGUCGAUCAGAUAAACACAGUUAUAGCAUUGUCUGUCUCGCAGUUGCAACUCAGUAGAUUUUCAGGUACACAGAUAGUUGAUAGAGAAGUUCACAAUGAGAUAAACGUAUUGAAGGAACAUGCAGCACAGGAAGAAAAGGAAGGUAGGGAAAAGGAUGGGACUGUAAACAGCAUAAUGCGUGCCGAGGAUAUAUAUUCAAAGGCAAAGAAAUCACCUACUUUACCUAUGCAGAAUUUGAAUGACCUUCAGAGGAAAACUAGAGAGCAAGGGGGAGAGGUUGAAGAAGAUGGAAGUAAGCCAGGUGUAAGAUUAACUCAGAAGUCGUCUAAGACUUCUGUUGCUACAUCUCCCCAGCCUACCCUUACUGUGAGUGCCAGAAUCAAGAAAGAUUGUACAACAGUGUUAACAACAUCCUCGGUCUCCUUGGGAUAUGCCCAGAACUCGUUAGUUUCGGAAGGAGGCAUUUACAUACAGCAGAUUACUGGAGAUACUUCAAUUAGUCUACAAAAUGAAAAACAGCCCAUGUCAGAGGAAAAGGAAGAAGCCGGAAUGCAAAUAGCAAAGAUCAUAAGAACUCACACGUAUCAAGAAACACUGGUGCAGGAACUGAAAGACGAGGAAGUCUUAGCUCUGACUAAAUCCUCUCCUUUGUUGCCAGAUCAGUCUCAUCCCAAAUUGUCUGAGAAAUCAGAACUCAAUGACACAAAACUAAGACUUAGAAAUUCUGCUUUGCAGAGGUCCUCAACUGAAGGAGAAACAGUACCUAGAGAGGCCAUUGUUGGCGAUACUAUGGAAGAUGUAAAAAAACAGCAUAUAUCUCAGAGAGAAGAGACAGAUCAAAAAGAAAUAAUAGACAGGCGAGGAGUCGAUGUAACUUUGAAAUUACACAAAUUACUUCUGGCCCAGAAGCUCUACAGAACAGAACUACAUAUACACAUCAAUGUACCCAAACCAAAAGAACAAGACGGAAAAAGUGAACCUCAAGUUUUAAGAAAAACGCAUACUUCUCAACCUUCUCCAACCAAUAUUCCCUUGUGUAAAGGUGUGCAAGUCGAUGAAGAAAGGCUACGAAGUACACCAUCUUCCCCAGAUGCAGAGAAAAUAGUUGACAAAGAGGCCGUGUGUGGUCCUGUCCGAAAAGGAAAACAAUGUAAAAAACAGAUAGACAUCACAGUAGGCUUGACAGCUGGGGUGCAUUGCAAAAGGACAAAGGUCUCACCAAUUCCACAUCUCCUUAAUACCAAGGAAAUUGUCCUGAAUAUGAAGUUUCUAGAGAAAAAAGUACACAACGGUAAAAGUGAACUGGCUCUGGUUGCAACACGAUCUUUCCUGUCCUUGCCAUCACACCCUUCUGAGUAUUCACAGGACAAAACACAGAGAGGCACAGCAAAAGGUACGGGACACUCUUACGUACAGGGAAAUUUCCAAGAAGCAGCAGGUGCCCAGGAACCAGCAACCAGAGAGUCAGCUGUGGCUGAGAGUGACUGUAUUGUUAAGACAACAGAAUAUAAUGUGUUACAGGAGUCAAAGUCCAUGACCAGAGUCCAUCAAAUAAGUGAGCUUCCACAAGUUGAAAUGGAAUAUGAGUCAGACCCCCAAGAUCAUAAAAUUUAUCUCACGAGAUUACGCACCAUUAAAAAGGAAAAAAUGCUGGACAUGUCCUUCGAAGGGCAAAAGGGUCAGCCGGAAAAAUGUGAAAAGGAACCUUCAACUAAAAUUGGACAUUGGGAGAAGGAAAAUGAGUUCAAAGAUAAUUUAAGUAACAAAACAAGUCAUAAGUUUUCAGUUUCUCCAACAAAAAUAUCACUCAAGGAAGCACUGCUCACAAGUGAUACCCUCGUGUGUUCAAAACGAUCUGUGGUAGAGAGAAAACAGGAAACUGGUUCAGGUAGUUUCAUGACAUCAGAGAAAGACAGACAGAGUAAUGCUUCACUAAGCAAAAUGUUAACUCCAGCAAAGAUGUCUCAAAAUAAGGAAGAACAAAAUGUUAACAUGGAAGAGCAAGCCACGCCUCAGUCCAAGAGUGGACAGAUGAUAAAGCCAAAGUCCUCCCCUCCUAAUGUUCCAGUUCACAGAAAAAAUCAGAGGACACAAACAGAUGUGGACAAGAAAACCUCAGUGACUAUCAACCUGCAAAUGCAGUCGAGGGUACACAUGAGUACGACAGAGUUUAAUGCCACGAGAAUGAAAGAAGAUUCACCAUCAAUUGUUCCGGAACAGGAGCAAUGUGAUCGAGCAUUGCCUCAGAAGUCCCAUGAGUCUUUGCUGAAAUCUGAACACCUGGAAGAAACAAACACAAGCUCCGAUGAAAAUGUGAAGAAGACAGAACCAGAAAUGGACAGCAAGUCUUCUGCGAGUCAGAAAGAAGGGGCGUUAAAAACGGGGGUAGCUCUAGGAGAGGGCAGAAGAGAAACGCAGGAGAGCUGUAUUGUCCAGCUGGAGAUUAAAGCCAGGGAGCACAGCCGCACUACAAACUAUGCUAUUCCUCCAGCAACAGAGGAACCUGAGAUUGAGACUCAGGUAGGCACUUCCAGAGAGAAUGGCUCCCCACCCCAGGAAAAGCUUAAAAGGGAAUUAGAGCUAUCUACUACAAAGCAAAACAUUCAAGGACAAAAACCGCUUCAAACCAACAUGCCCAAUUCAUUGUAUGUUUAUAUUCCUGAUUGUCCUGAAAGCCAGAAAAGCAGAUUUGCAGAAACACAUCUGAAAAGAGAACUGAAACCCAAAUAUUUAACCAUGAGAAUCCCAAAGCACCCAAUUUCAAGGACACUUGGUAUCAUAGGACGUGGUAGUUCAAGCAGGAAGAGGAAAUUAGAAUAUGCCUUCAACAAACCAAAAACCAUGGUUCCAAGUAGUACAUCUGCGGCAGGGAUCAUCGUCAGAAGUCUUUGUGUUUCCAUGAUAAGUCCACCUCAUAAUGAAGGAACAGUAGAAUUGGAAACAAACCCAAGAAGGGAAAAGAAAGUCUGUCAUUCUGAAAUCCAGAGGAAAUUAUCAGAUGCUAGAGACACGAAGGACAUCUUGACAGGUAUAAAAGAACUAAGUAAGCUAAAUAUUCAUUUAGUUUCUAAAGCAACUGAGAUAAAACUGAGUCAGAUACCAGAGAUGGUGACCAUAUCUUGCCGGAAGUGUAACUCUCCAGCCCAAAGGACUACUGCAGAAGAUUACAGUUGCAGGCUUUACCUAAAACAUAUAAAAUUGAAAUUUACGUCUCCGAAUGCUAGUACUAUACAUGAUAACUUAGAAAACAAUUACCAAAGAGAUUUUCCUCCUUUUAGCUGUGUAAAGACAAUGAAUGUUUCAAAUAGCAGCAAGGUCAUGACAGAAGCAAAGGGUAUCAAAAAGCAAGAAAGUGUAACAUCACCAGAAACUCGGAGUCACAUUCUCCAGAAGUUCUCAGAGAAAGGAAGGGACAACCUUCUUUUGCACUUUGAAACAAAAGCACUGGAGAUAAAAACAACCAGGCUUCCCAGAAUUGUAGCCCAGUCUUAUGCAAUUGCCAGUGCCCAAGAUAAAUCAAAACCCUUAUUUACGUGUAUCCAUUCUGCCACCAAAGAACAGAAACGAACAAACAGAGUUUUAGUACUUUUUGAUGAAAAAUCUUUUUGCAAAAUCGACCAUGAUCUGCAAUGCAAAUACCUCCGCUCAAUCCCUAGGCCUUCUGUCCCUGUGGUCUCUAAAGCAAAUGUACUUCCCAAACACACGUACAAGUUAGACGUGGGUUCAGGCUCAGAAUGUAAAACAGCAGAAGACAGAGAAGAAAGUAGUAGUCUUUUGUUGGACACAGACCUUUUACAACAUGUUCCUUUCCAAAAGAAAAACCCCCAAGAAAGUUCAUUCUUGACCAGAAAAUUCCAGGAGCCACCCUAUGUGCUUGCCUUUUCCGCUGGUCUACAAGGCACAGAACCGAAUGAUGUGAUGAUUCCUUCAGAGUUAAAAUUACAGAUGACACCAGAAAAGGAUAAACAAUGUCAUUUAUGCUUUCAAGAGACCAGUUCAUACAAGCAUAAUAAUAUUUCAGGAACUCAGCAAAACACUGCUGAUUUAGCCAGUUCACAUUCAUCUUGGAUUUCUGAUGACGGGACCAAUGAUGGUCCCCUAAAUACUGAGACUUCAAGUGACCUGGUGGAAUGUCCAGCUUCUGACCUGGCGGAAUCUUCUGAAGAAAGUGACAGUGAAGAAUGUGUGUUUAUAGGAAACAAUGUUUACUCAAUUAAGGGUUCACAAAAGUUUCUGUUUGAGGUACCCAAAGCAAUUUCAUUGGCGGAUCUUCACAGGGUGGAUGGAGCAACUCUUUUGAAAUCAGUUUACCGUGAUGAUCCAAAUGACCAUCAUACUAGAACCCACAGAAAACACACCUCCCCUGUGGCCCAACCUUGCCCUCAGUCUGGAAAUCGUAGGAAACACAGGUUAAACUCCAAGAUGCAGUCUCCUGACGGGCUGUGUCACAACCCAUCCAAUAUUGUGAAAAUAGAGUCAACGACAUCUUCCAUCACAUUCAGCGAAGACAAGCACCAGACCAGGACCGCAGGGAGCAGAACAAGCUACUCUUUAGCCUCCUCAGCAACUGAGUCGACUACUAAAUUGAAUUGUGCAAAAAAAUAUGGCAAGUCUUAUAUGUACCCACAAGUCAAAGAAAGAAGGAAGGCUAACUCUGAUCUGUGGAGAAAGUUCAAUUUCUUUCAGCAUUCAAAUUAUAGUCCCUCACACAGUGGAGAGGGGCACGCAAGGAGGAAGAGACUGUAUCAUUAUGAAUCAGAAGAACCAAACUCACCAACCAAUCAGAUGCCAGAGCCAAGAGCUCAUCAGGAGAACAUCAAAUUCUAUCCAGAACGAAGAGAAAACCAGCCCUUUUUUUAUGCUUGUGUACCAGCAGAUUCAGUGGAUGUUAUCCCCCAAACCAUUCGCUGGCUUGUCCCCUCCAAAAUCUUACAGAAAAGCAACUUCCAUAUUCCUCAAGUGGCAAGUAUUUCAAAACCUUGGGAUCUGUACAGUUCAUCCAAAAAGCUGUUGGGAUCACUUGCAGGGGCCUUUAAUAUAGUCCGUCAUGGUUGA